CCAGGGAGGGCAGCAAUGGAGGAGCCAGCGGUGCAGCAAGAAAAAAUAGAGAAAUCACAGGAACAGGGGGAGGAUAGAAGAAAGGCAGAUUGGAAAAAUGAAUGCUCUUUCUCGAAUUUGCUUAAGCAUUCUUGCUUUAUAUGUUGGUCAUCUCCUGGAGACACAGAUGUCAUAGAAAUGGAUGACCGAGUCCUGGCCAAGGCAGCCGAGAUCAGAGUAAGACCGCAGCACCUGCCUCUGGAGCUGGAAAAUGCAUUAGCAGUGGAGAACAUGGAACUUCAGGAGCAGCAAUCAGACUGUAGGGACUUAGAAGAGACCAUGGUGAAAUUUGAGAAACACAAAGAGAAAUUGAUCCAGCAGAUAAAGGCAACCAGACAGCUCUGCUAUGAAGAAAGUCAAAAGAUACUAUCCUUGCAAGCAGAAGAAGCACAAAAUGAGAGCCAGGUGGAGGAGUAUGAAAGAGAACUUGCCCGAGCUCGGUGGAGGCUGAAAAAGCUCAGAGAGGAGGUGAAGAGAGCAAAAAGGAAGGUGGAGGAGGCUCGAGAGAGAGACACUCCCCUCCAAGACUCCAUCAGACAGUCUUAUGAAGAGAUCCUACAGGAAGAGCACACUCUGUGUUCUUUGUCAGGAGGUGGAGUGACACCUGACAGCCAGCUUGAGGAAUCUGCAUCCCCUGCAGACACAACUGAAGAUGAUCCUCUUCCUAUGAAGCCGUGGGGAAGAAGCCAAUCACUGCCUGCUUAUGCUGACCUAAUAAUGGGGGCUGGCGAUUUAUCUUUCUGUAAUAAUCUAGCAGGUACCAGAGAGGAUGAUGAAAGUGGGAGCAGCUCUACAAAGGAAAUGGAUAGAUCAGACAUGGAAGAAGAUCCAGACAAUGACAAGAGCCACAAUGAAAGGAAUAAUGAGAUGGAAGAAGCUCCUACUCUUAACCCAACCCCGCUAAAUCAGCUGGACUUCUACCAAGUCAACCUGUUUACUUACUGUCAGACAGACAAUGAUCUCUUCAAUGAGGACCUGUUUCCUAAAACAGACUCAUCUGAUGGUUUUGCCUCAGACCCUUUCAAAGGCAGUGAUCCUUUUGCAAAAGAUAUUUUCUUUCCCAGUGCUAAUGACGAGUUGGAAAAUGAGGCAGACACCAGUUUGUCAUGUGCAGAAAACAAAGCUUCAACAGGAACUCAGUGCUUUGAAUCUGAAUUCCCAGAUGAAGAUAGUGACAUAGAAAUCAGCUACAGCAGAGAAGACUUGGAUGUCAUUGCUGUUGUAGAUGAUUCCAGUGGAUUUAAACCCAUUCAGAGCUCAUCAGAAGAGUUCAUGCCAGAACCAACCCUGGAGAGGAAGUGUCCAGGUCAGCAUUCCAUAGAAUCAGACCCGAGUGGGUAUGAGCUGGAUCUCUGUCCUGUCUCUUCACCCUCUAAAAUAGAGUACCACCAUGAAUUUCUAGCUGAGGAGGCUACCACUGAGGACACAGAAGGACCACAAGGUCCCAGUUGUGUUUCAACUCAGGCUGUCUGUCAUCGUCACAGUGGCAAAUUGAUGUUCGAAUCCAAAUGGAUAAGUGACAUAAAGCAAACUGAUCCUCAAGAUUUACCUUCCAGUGAGGUAACAGAAGGGGUAGAAAACACUACAGAGAAACCCAGAAAGGCAGAAUACCCCCACAAUCCAAUGGACUCUCAGAAACAAGAUGUUAUUAAAUCUGACUCUCAUCAAACCGAUUUAGAUUUAAGCUAUAAUUCAGCCAGUCCAUCUUGUUUCGACCCUUAUGGGUUUAAACUCAGUCCAGAGAACUCUAGUCGCACUCUAGUAGAUCCUGAUGAAGCUGAGCUUAGCCCAGAACAUGCAGCAAAUAUUAUCUUUGAUGGUGAUCCCUCGUCGUCUUCACCUUAUGGGCAAAAUUUUGAUCCCUAUGGGUUUGACAUCUCUGCCUGUCAAGUUGUGUGUGACUCUGACCCUUAUGGCUUUAAACUCAGUCCUGAUGAAGAGAACCAGGUGGUUUUAGACCUCUGUGGCAAUGAUGACCUGGAAGUAACUUAUGAAAACAAUGAAGAAUUGGAGAACUUCAACUAUGCCAACCAGGAAGUACUGAAUGCUCAGACAUAUGAAAAUCGAGAGGUCCUUGAAGAGUGUGACUACAAUUUUCAGAAAGUCAUAAAUUAUAGAAGUACUGGAAACCAGGAAGUGUUAGAGCCGCCUAGUUCAUUCAACAAGCAGCUGGUUACCCAUGAAAAAAGGGAACUUGUGGAUACCAGUUCUCAUGAAAAUCAGGAGGUGGUGGAGACCUGUCCAAAUAUCAACAAGGACAAUUUACCUGAACCUUUUAAUUACAAUAAUCAAGAGGUGCUGGAAAGAGACAUCAGUGGCAAUCAGGAACUACAAGGAUUUUCAUAUCCUGAAAACCAGGAAAUUUUGGAUUUAGAUAGUCACGAAAAUCAAGAGCUUCUGACUUUUUAUGACCCAGAAAAUCAGGCAGUACUUGUCUCAGAUUGCCAACAUAACAGGGAACCCCAGAAUCUCACAAUUACUGAAAAUCGGGAAUUACUAGAUUUACAUAGCCAUGACAACCAAGAGAUACCCGACAUGUACAGUCAUGAAAAAGUAGCCAACGUAAAAGGAGAUCAAGGCAUUGUUGAACCAGAACUCAAUCUCAGUUUUUCCAGUAACAGCUCAGACAGUGAUCUAGAAUCAAACAACAUUCAAAGAUUGGAACUUGGCCGCACAGAUGUCUCUUCUACCAACACCGCCAAUAUUGCUACAACUGACACACUUAACAAGACCAUCAGCAGAAUUUCAGCCAAACAUGACUCAACUAUUUCCGAUUCCCCAAACAGUCAAAAAAUUUUUGGAGCUGAUCUGGGAUCAGUAUUUGGUGCUGGAGGAUAUAUUGGUUGUCCUGAUGUAGCUGAUGAUUUGGAACCACUGAAAAGAAGCCAAGACAAACCAAAAUCAGCUCCAGAUCCAGUACGCUCUCAAAGACCUAUAAGGCCUCCAAGACCAUCUCUCAAGGUAAGUUUGAAAUCUUGAAGACAUUUAAGGCGACUAACCUUUUUUUUAACAGAAACUGUUCCCUGAGAUUCAUAAUAUUCAGUUGUUAUCUUGAAAUCGGGAGCUCAUGCUAUUGAGAAAUGACUGUGUGCUGGAGGAGUGGACUGGUGAAGAUUGAAAUGUCUGGAUCUGAUUUUACCCUGUCACUAACAUUUGGCCAUUACGUAUGUAAUGCACCAGCUCCAUCAUGAAGGAAGCUACACUAUGAAGCUUUCUGUAGAUUGCCUGUGCAGUAAAUAAGCAUUCAUCACUGCAAAGAGAGAAGUGCAGAGCGUAAGAACAUCUUUGCCAGCAAUAAAAUGCCCUAAGCAUUUUAUUGUUUAAAACUCUUGCUCCGAUUUUAAUUGCUCAAUAUUUGGAAGUGUGGUCAACAGGGACUGAAUAACUUAGUUCACUUCCUUCGCUGCCAUUUCCAAACUACAACUACUGCCAGACAAUUAUUCUCAAACGUAAUCGUUCACAACUAACUCCUCUUCCACAUUUCAAUAGUUCUCAUUGAACUAUUUGCUACCAGCAAACUCCCAACACAUCAUCACAAGGCCCGUUUUCUAAUCUCUGGGGAUUUUAAUCAUGCUUUUCUGUUCUCCACUCAUCCCACAUUUAUUCAAAAAUUUUAUCCUCACUCAGCAAUCAUGAAAAAGUAAUAUUUAGAGAUUAAUUUAUGUUUUAUGAUCUAGGGUAAAUAGCUAAAUGACCAUGCAGGUGUUUUCAGCCUAACCUUGGUGUGGGGAAGUUGGGUUAAAUUGAGCUUGAAAAAUGCUUAUUCUAAUGACAAAUGUUUUUUUUU
Xiphophorus maculatus (southern platyfish) is the source of this 3826-nucleotide messenger RNA. RefSeq names its product epidermal growth factor receptor substrate 15-like. Bases 16 to 3018 code for a protein of 1000 amino acids. Lineage: Eukaryota; Metazoa; Chordata; Actinopteri; Cyprinodontiformes; Poeciliidae. The transcript has 9 exons. The record is from RefSeq and is a predicted model, not a curated record.